AUGUCUAUGACUGAACUUCGCUUCGCUUCUAAAGUACCUGGCAACAAGCCCCCCCGCAAGAAGGAAGCGGCUCUUCCCCCAAAUAGUUGGAGAAAGGGAGUCACCAUUGACUCUAUUUAUUAUUAUGGGAAAUCAGUGUAUCAAGAUCUCAAUCUGAGAUCUUAUUUCGGUUCGAUACGUCCACCUACGAGACUCACCUUUGGCUUUCGCCUCGGUAGGUGUAUUAUUCUACAUUUUCCCAAAAGAACAUUGAUUCAUUUCUUUCUUCCCCGUCGACCACGACGACGACUAAAACGACGCGAAAAAUCCAGACCCGCGAAGGGACGGUGGUGGGAAUUGGGGAAAGUCGGGCCGAUCGGGUGUCUUCAUUCAAGCGACGGUACAGAAGAAGAACGAAACGAAGUGAGAGGCCGGGGGUCGGGGAAAAGAGUCGAGUCGAUCAGUCUCGACGAUCGGAAGAAGCAAAACGAAAGAAGGAUUUGGCCGAAAAAGAAGCAAGGCUAUGGAUACCAUGACCGAUCACCAUCGAUAAAGAAUCAUCUUUCGACCCGCCCCGCAGUGCGCUCUUCCUUGAAUUAUUCGGUCAUGCAAUACUUAUUGAAUACAAAGAACAAAAUGCAUUUCGAUCCCGUCUCCGUUCUCAAUCAUUUCGUGGCUGAACCAUCUACGAUGGGGGGAGCUAAUGCACAGGAAAGAAGUGACGAUAAGAGAAUACGUUCUCGCAUCGCUUUUUUUGUAGAAAGCUCGACCAGCGAGAAAAAGUGUUUGGCCGAAGCCAAAAAGAGGUUGACCCACUUCAUUCGCCAAGCGAAUGAUCUUCGCUUCGCGGGAACAAGAAAAACUACCAUCUCGCUCUUUCCUUUCUUCGGUGCUACCUUUUUUUUUCAAAGGGUUCAAAGGAUUAGGCUCUGUCAAGAACUUUUGAAUGCCCGUAAACAACUCCUAGGUCAAUGUUGGAAAAAAUGUUGGAACCUCAUGGCUAAGGAUAAGGUAAUGGAAUUGAUAGAGAAAUUCAUAGACCUAGGUAGGAUAGGAGAAUUGAUAAAGGGAAUAGAGAUGAUGAUAGAGAUCAUACUGAGAAAGAGAAUAAUUCCGUACGGGUACAACUCUUAUUUGAACGAAGUGAAAAAAAUGCGAUCUUUGUUGUCUAAUAGAACAAAGACUAAUACCUUAAUUAAAUCGGUUAAGAUCAAAUCUGUUUAUCAAAGUGCUUCUCCGAUUGCUCAAGACAUCUCUUUUCAACUGAGGACCAAAAAAAGAUCAUUUCGUUCCAUUUUUAGUCAAAUAGUGAAGAAGAUUCCAUUAGUAAUGAAAAAGGGGGUUACGGGGAUCCGUAUAUGUUGUUCAGGUCGAUCAGAAGGUGCAGAAAUAGCUAGAACUGAAUGCGGAAAAUAUGGAACUCAAAGUUGUAGAGCAGGUCGUCUUUCAUAUCGAGCCAUUGAAGCAGCGCGUCGGGCUAUAAUCGGACACUUCCAUCGUGCUAUGAGCGGACAAUCCCGAAGAAAUGGUAAGAUAUGGGUAAGAGUUCUCGCGGAUAUCCCUAUUACCGGAAAACCUACAGAAGUCAGAAUGGGAAGAGGAAAAGGAAAUCCUACGGGUUGGAUUGCUCGUGUGUCCACGGGACAAAUCCUAUUUGAAAUGGAUGGUGUGAGUUUGUCAAAUGCUCGACAAGCCGCUACAUUAGCGGCGCAUAAACUAUGUUCGUCAACCAAGUUUGUUCAGUGGUCAUCGACCUUAUCUUGCUUAUUUAAGCAAAAGGCCGCUUUUUUAAAAGCGGUUGUAGUCUUCUUGAUCUAUAGGGCGAGGCUCCCCGCAAUGGGAGGAAAGGGGAGUGGAAUUGCUCAUGGAACUCGCUUUNNNNCCUUGGACCUAGCUUCCCCGCACUGGACCGAGAACCGAGCUAUAUGCUCAACAGUCUACUUGACUUCUUCUCCUCACAAAAAAGAGAACAAACUAAGGCACCUUAUACCCCCGAAACUGAUGAACUCGGUCGAUCCAAUCAGGAAGAUCAACAAUCAACUGAGCUCAGACAAAUUCCUGAAUGUGCUCUCCCGUAGGUCAACUUCUGACAGAUCAAAGUGGCCUUUCCGACCAACUCAUAUGGUAGUGGGGACAAGGAUGGAUUGGAGUGAAAGUGGCACAAGUCGUAGCCAAAUCCUAAUUGACAUGGAAUUCUCUAAACAGUCUCCAAAGAGAGCGAGAAAUCGUCUUCCGUCACUAGCCAUUGCUCGUCAUGCUAUCGUCUCGAAGAGUCAGAGUCAUAUGCCAUCUUCAUUACUAGCUCUGACGACUAGUCUUAUGCUAAUGAAAUACCUGCAAACAACCCAAAGAACGAAGCGAAGUGAAGGAAAAAACCAAAGUACGAGGGAAGAGACAGAAAGGUUGCACCGGAUAGAUACACCAGAGGGUACAGUCUUCGCUUCGGAGGCAAGAAAGCAAUCACAUCAGGCGCUUUUAAGCCCAAGUUUCUCUAACGGAAAGAGCUCUUGUCCGCCGCCAGAGGCUCUUCCAUCGCUUGAUAGAAGGGAAUUCAAGCUGUUAUGCUUCCAUGUUCCAAAACCUAUCAAUAGCUUUCACUCAAGCCAUUCUUUGAACUUACAACAUAGGGGGGACUUUCACUCUUCCUCUCGCUUCCUAACCUCUCGCCCUGCUCAAAGCAAAGAAAGGCUUGAACAUAAAAAACUUUAUGCAGAACUUGUACAAGCGAAUAUCUAUGUGAAUCUGAUCAACAAAGAAAUGGAGAAGACCAGACAAGAGUUGGAUCGGGGCAAGGUGACUGUUCAGAAACUGCAAAAAAGAUUCACUCUAUCUCCGUCCAGAAAGAACGAGCCGAAGCCGCCGCUCAAGCAAGCAUUUAACUCUCGAAAUCUAAUACUAAUAAGAGAAGAAGUGAGAAAUCGAGAACUAGGGCUGCGCCAAGAGUGGACAAGGGAGUGUCCCAGACAAGGGUUUACGAAAGUGGAUCCCAGGGUGGAGACGCCGAUGUCGUUACUGAAUCUGGUCCCAUCUUUGACGAUCGAAGAAUGGCUGGAGAAAGACUUCGGUCUUUUCCCUCGUCAAUUGGGGAAAGCCUAA
Molecule: messenger RNA, 3075 nt
Organism: Striga asiatica
Lineage: Eukaryota; Viridiplantae; Streptophyta; Magnoliopsida; Lamiales; Orobanchaceae
Source: the annotation of a GenBank genome assembly